Molecule: messenger RNA, 1592 nt
Organism: Orbicella faveolata
Lineage: Eukaryota; Metazoa; Cnidaria; Anthozoa; Scleractinia; Merulinidae
Product: beta-arrestin-1-like
Biological process (GO): signal transduction; G protein-coupled receptor internalization
Cellular component (GO): cytoplasm
Molecular function (GO): G protein-coupled receptor binding
Source: RefSeq, a predicted model, not a curated record
ACUUACACUACCCGCGUUUAGCGUACAUGUAGGCUAAUCGAGGCGGGCAUUGUUAUAAACAAUACAUCAAGUCACAAGAAAAAGAAAGAACAAAAUUAAGUUGCCAAACACGUAAGCGAGUACAAUGAGUCGAACUAGUGAUGAGUAGGACUUAUGUUGAAAAGAAAUGUAAACUGAAAGGUGAAGUUGUAUUAGAAGUAAAUGCAGUCAUAACAUGAGAUGAGAUGAGAUGAUGGCGAAUAAAUUUGAGCAGGAUGCUAAUGACAGUUUUUUAUUGUUUGUACUUCCUACAGAGAUGGAUUUCCAGUUACACCGAGUGGAAGGUUAUCAAAAGUAUAUCGCCUCACACCACUUCUGGCAAAUAACAGGGAGAAAAGAGGUUUAGCACUGGACGGAAAACUAAAACACGAGGAUACCAAUUUAGCCUCUUCAACAAUAAUGGAUGAAAGCACGUCUAAAGAAAAUCUUGGAAUUAUAGUACAGUAUAAAGUCAAAGUGCGAGUUAUAGUGCAAUACGGAGGUGAUGUCACCCUGGAAUUACCUUUCACGCUAAGUCACCCCAAGCCUCCCGAGGAGACGCCGCCCCCCACUCCAGUACCACAACAGAACGUGCCCACAGAGGAAGCAGCAGUGGCUGCUUCAUCUGAAGAACCUGCUGUGGAUCACAACUUAAUCGACUUUGAUACCGAUGGACCUGGUAAGAAUGAAGACGAUGAUUUAAUCUUUGAAGAUUUUGCUCGCCUCAGGCUCAAGGAGUCAGAACAUCUCGGAAGCGCAGACGCCUGACACAUUUACAACACGAAACUUCGCGUGGGAGGGGAGGGAGAGGCUAGAACGCUGUGACAACAGAGGGAUAUCUGAAUACCACAUGUCUUAGACCUAAAAAUAGACUCUUGAUAAUUACCAUGGAGACAGCUCUUCGAAAAUCAUACUCCUUUGGCGCAGUAUGUUCUCCGGACCUGAAAAUAUUACCUUAUGGUUGACUUGUUUUGGUUUCACUCUAUAAAACUUGCGUAGUUAACCAAAGUCUAAGUUCUUAUAAUACUAAUAGUUAGCAACAGGGGGAAGAUGCGAAUUGAACAAAUUCCAAACUAGACAAUGUUGACUUUAUGUAUUACCAAAUUCUCAUGACUAUUAUUAAAGGAAUUGUAUAGCAACCAGUAAGGAGAAUCGAUGUUUUGAGUUUGGGAAUGAAAGCCUUAAUCAGGAGGUCCUCUUUGAGCCCUCUGAUUGUGUCACUAUGUUAGGUCACCAUGCGGCCACUAAUCAAGGCUGGGGCUUGGGAACGAGAGCCUUCGCUUCCAGGUCUCUUGCAUUGUGUACCCGGAUGGAUUCAGACCAUUACUUCAUGUUAAGACUAUAAUUUAGAUGUAUUACAAAACUAUCAAAGCACUUUUGCCUCCAAGAGUGAUUGACCUGUCUUGUCGUUUCUUUUACAACUAGUGAUUAGGAAUGUCUUAACCGUGAAACAAAGUCUGUUAACUCCAAGUACAGUUGAAAUUUCUGAUCUAGAACUUUGACUUUUGGGCAGAAUUAAGUGGUCCUUUUAGUGAUGUUAUGUUACAGUAAUAAAGAGUGUUACUGGAGAGGUA